Molecule: messenger RNA, 608 nt
Organism: Coregonus sp. 'balchen'
Lineage: Eukaryota; Metazoa; Chordata; Actinopteri; Salmoniformes; Salmonidae
Source: the annotation of a GenBank genome assembly
AUGGAGUACUUCCAGCUAGAUGGGGAGGCACUCACCCAUAUUGCCAUGAUGACCCAGGACCAUUACUCAGUGAAAUUGGGCAUCAACUCAGACCUGGGCUGCACAGCAAGUACACAGUUCAUUUGUUCUCACAGCCUGGUAUAAAAAGUAAAAAAUACUCCUUAUUGUUCAUAAACAUAUUUUCCAAUUGAUCUCCCCUUCUCCAUUUUCUCCCUGUCUCUUUCUCCUUCCCUCUCUCUCUCUCUCUGCAGAUUGUUCAGAUGCAGGAUGAUGUCAGUAUGUUUGUGUUCAUCUCUGAUGAGGUCACUGCCAACAUGACCCUGGUGGAGGAGAGCCUGACAGCCAAGUUUGUCCAGGACCUCUCCAUGACCCUUCAGCCUGUGAAGGUGGCCCUCAAACUUAUUUCCAAGAGUUCAGCUACUCCACUGACUUGCUGCCUCUGCUCACUGACCAGGGUGAGUACUCAUUCAUCCCACUUCAUCCGGUCUUUGAAUUGUUGUCUCCCUCCUCCACUCAUUACAUUACAUUUUAGUCAUUUAGCAGACGCUCUACCGUGCUCUUCUCAACCCUUAGGACCAAUAAAACAAAAAACUUUAGGAUUAAAGUAA